Adineta ricciae is the source of this 639-nucleotide messenger RNA. NCBI's taxonomy places the organism in Eukaryota, Metazoa, Rotifera, Eurotatoria, Adinetida, Adinetidae. The record is from the annotation of a GenBank genome assembly.
AUGACGGAACAUAUCGAUAACAUUCGAUUAAAUGGAGAUCUUCGUUAUCGCUUUGAUUAUCUAUCCAAAUUUGUCAACUUCAGUCAAAAUGAUAUCGCUGCUUUGAAUACGUUAGCCACUACGGUUCUGCCGCGUGUGCCUGUUAUUGUUGAUGCUGUUUAUAGAAAAUUAUUUCAAUUCGAUGUCACGAAAAAUUUCUUUGUUUUGCGUAAUGACGGAUUCGAUGGCAAGUUGAAAGACGAACAAUCAUUAACGUUAGAAUCGGCUCAAAUGACUUAUCGUAAGGAUAUGUUAAGUGGCUAUUUGAAACGUUUGUUCUUACAACAAGAAUGGACGGAUGAUUUCCUUCAAUAUCUCUCUCGUGUCGGUCGGAUGCACACAAACAAAAUGGGUGCGGCGUCAAUCAACGUCGAUUUCAUUCAUAUCAAUGCAACUUUAAGUUAUAUUGAAACACUUCUGAUUGAAGUGGUAUGGAAUGCGGAGACUUUAGAUAGCAAAACGAAGAAGGAAAUGUUAAUGGCGUUGAAUAAAGUGUUUCGUAUCCAGAAUGACUUCUUUCUCUUACAUUAUCUCGAACCUGCAAAGGAAGAUGAACCACCACGACAUCGCAAACGAACGGAUAAAUGUGCAUGUAGUUGA